UCUCGUACUUGACUUAUGUCAAGAGACACGUUGAUAACGAGUUUUCAGUCUGUUUCUACCCAUAAAACGAGAACGAGGAUUAUCACAUUACGGAUGGCACACUUGUACAACGAAAGGUCGAUACCCGGCCUGAUCCAACUACCCCCGAUGGUCCCAUACCCCAUCCAGGGCGUGGGGAAAGUGUACACGACGGGAAUGGGGAACGCCGACGCCCCACCGCCAUACUCGUCCAUCUACCCGCCGGCUGGCAACCCCCAACCGGCCAGCAUCAUCAUAACGACCGUCACCCCUAACCAAGAGUACAAUCUGCAAAGGAGAAGGCAGAGAAACAUCGCCUGCGUGAUCAUCGUCAUUGUAACAGCCGUCAUGUUAACACUAAUUUUAUCCAUAUUGAAAUUUGAUUGAAUCAACAUAAAGAUUAUUUAUAUAGAACGGUGUGUCUUUCACAGACUUAAAAUUUAAACAAAAAUCCCUGUUGUGAAAUUAUUAUAUUACAAUUGGAAAGUUGUUACAUAAAUAGACUUUCAUUUAUAAACAAAUAAAAUACACUGUAACGAUAAAAAUACAUUGAAAGAAACAUUAAUUCAAAAUCAAUGUAAUUCUUUCAAUUCGGUAGAACUCAUACUCCAUUAGAACUUAAAAACUACCUUACAGUUUGAAAAAAUAGGGUAAACAUUUCGAAUUCAUUAUGCAAUAAAGAAAUUUAGGGGCGUCGGUGGCCGCAAGGUUUAGUCUUUGACACGGCGCUCAUCACUGUAAGGUAAAGGUCCCGGGUUCGAAUCCAGCGGCCCUGCAUUCGAACCCGACAUACUUACAAAUGGGCUUUUUUUCAAAAACACCGGCACCCUGAGGGUUUGUAUGACCUCUGCUGUUGUGAACCAUCGUAAAAAAAAAUUUAAUCUCAUGGUCAUCAUGCAAAAAUAAUUAUCCAAAAAUAUAUUUAAACUGAGUUCUAUAUAAAUGUUGUAUUUAAAAUAUUGUUUAACUGUUUAAAUUUGUAAAUCUGAUGUUUUUUACUUGUGAAAAUGAUUAUAGUGAAAUAUUUAUUUUUAAUUUUGUUCGAUGAUUGCAUGAGUAAUGAAAUGAUUGUCAUAAUGUUUAUAUAAAAUGGUGCUUCAUCCUACACUAAUUAAAACAUUCUGUAUGUUAAUUAGUUUAUAACUGUAAAAAAAAAA
Cimex lectularius (bed bug) is the source of this 1175-nucleotide messenger RNA. RefSeq lists its product as uncharacterized. The coding region runs from base 16 to 405 and encodes 129 amino acids. The record is from RefSeq and is a predicted model, not a curated record. NCBI's taxonomy places the organism in Eukaryota, Metazoa, Arthropoda, Insecta, Hemiptera, Cimicidae. The transcript has 2 exons.